Brassica napus (rape) is the source of this 456-nucleotide messenger RNA. RefSeq names its product secreted RxLR effector protein 161-like. Lineage: Eukaryota; Viridiplantae; Streptophyta; Magnoliopsida; Brassicales; Brassicaceae. The transcript is spliced from 2 exons. The coding region runs from base 1 to 456 and encodes 151 amino acids. The record is from RefSeq and is a predicted model, not a curated record.
AUGAAGGAAUAUAGAAAGAACAGCGGGUGCCUUAGAUACUUGAUUCACACACGGCCAGAUCUCUCUUUCACCGUUGGUGUUCUGAGAAGAUAUAUGCAAGCGCCUAAACGAUCUCAUGAAGCAGCUUUGAAACAGAUCUUGAGGUGUCUACAAGGGACACAAUCAUAUGGGCUUGAGUUCGUGCGAUCGAAUGAGACAAGAGUAUUGGGAUACAGCGACAGUAGUCAUAACGUGGAUGAGGACGACGGUAGAAGCACAACCGGACAUGUCUUCUUCUAUGCCGACAGUCCUAUUACAUGGUGUUCUCAAAAACAGGAGACAGUUGCAUUAUCAUCUUGUGAAGCCAAGUUCAUGACAGCGACUGCGGUAGCUAAACAAGCUAUUUGGCUUCAAGAGUUUCUCGGAGAGAAAACUAGAACAGAGUGUAAGAAAGUGAUGACCAAGAUAGACAACUAA